UUUGACAAGAAGCAGCAGAUAUUUACGUCUCGGAGAAAUUUAUUUAUUUUUUAGUGCAUUGGUCAUAGAAAACAAAAAAUAUUGUGUACAAAAUUUUGCAAAACAAAUAAAAGAAUAUUACAAUUACUUAUUUAUUUUCCAAACAAAAGAAAACGCAAAUAAAUGUAAUUAAAAUUAGGAAAUAAAUAAAAAAUUCCUCAAAUAAACAACGAAUGAAAGUAAAAAAUGUUGAAAUAUUUCAAAAGACAGAAAAGUCGUGCUGGUUCUUCAAAUAUUAAUGAAAAUGACCACUACUUUGGCUCGAAUCACAAUAAAAACAACAGUGUUAUAAAUAGUAUUGUUGAUGAAACUGAUAGUGCUGGCACUUUAGAUGAUUUAUCAACCUCAUCUUCUGCUGUCAGCACUGUAAAGCGUCAUUCAUUACGUUCAACUUCCAGUUUCUGUGAUGAAGUUUUUCUCGAAGAGUUGGCUAAUUUAGGCCUUUUACUAACUACACCAACAACAGAAGAAGAUGCUGUCAGUUACGGAGCUUUAAGUUUAGGUGCACUUAGCAAUGGUGGGAGCGGUAUUGCUAAUAAUCAUGUCGUAGGUGCUGCUGCCGCUGCUAAUUCUGUAAUGGCUUUAAAUUCAAUUGUUGAAUUUGAUGAAGAUAUUUUCAAAUAUCAUUCUCGCCUAUCGAUGUCUGUCACCUCCAUAGUCAAUGAACCAAAUUGCCUCAGUUAUUUCGUUCAAUAUUUAGAAAAACAUAAUGCUUUGCCUUUAAUCAAAUUCUAUUUAGAUACAGAAAAUUUCAAAAAUGCAGCUUUAGCACAGUUGCGUAAAGAGCAAAAACACAAACUAAUUUCACAACAAAUACCCGAGGAGACAACGUUAAACGAUGGUCCAACGGAAAUGACACCAGUAACAGCUAGUAAUAAUGAUACAGAUGAUCAUAUAAUGCAACAACAGCAGCAGCGUAAUGAUUUUGGAGAAACGCUUGUGGCAGCGGGAGCUGCAGCCUGUGCCGCUGGAGAAGACAGAUGCGAUAAUGAUAACAGUCUUGUACCUGAAUUAAAAACAUUAUGCGAUUUAACUAUGCGCAAACCCUUAACCGAUGAUGAAAAAUCACAAAUUUACGCUGAAACAAAUAAACAACUAACUAAAUGUAAUGAUAAGAGUAACAUUAAAGCUUCCUCAGAACUGUCACUCUGCAGUUUAACCAGUAACUACACCGAACAUUCCGAAUCUGUGGUAAUCUCGAUGGCCAGUGUACAGGAUGCAUUAACAAUAUAUCAGAAAUAUUUAAUAGCAAAUGCACAGCAGCAUAUUGAUAUACCGGUGGAUAUAUUAUCAAAAAUUUCCUUGAUUUUAUGCAAAAACGAACAGGAAGAAGAAAACCGUGCCAUUACUUCGGAUUGUUUUACAGAGGCUCAACAAUUCAUACUCAGCCAACUGGAAAAGGAAUACCUAAAUGAUUUUCUACAAAGUACCUAUUAUGCAAAAUAUUGUGUUGAACUAAUACAGGGCCAUAGCUUAAAUAUCAAUGAUAUUCUACACAGUGAGGUGACACUAUUCUAUUUGAUGGAAUAUUUGGAACAGCAUCAGGAAAGAGACUGUUUAGAUUUUUGGUCUUCGGCCAUAAAUUAUCGUAAAAGUUAUUUGUCUCAGGAAUCACAAAUACGCAAUGAGAAGGAGGCCCAAUCAGAUGCCAUGAUUAUUUAUGAGAAAUUUUUCUCUUUACAAAAUGAGGUGAAACUAUGGUCUUCCAAUAAAUUAAGAUCUCAUGUUGAGGCCUGCAUUUGUACCGAGGGUUUAGUGUUUUACUGUUUCGAUUUGCCUUUAAAAGUGGCAGCAAAAUAUUUGGAGUGUAAAUAUUUGAAAUUAUUUUUAAAAUCUUCAUUAUUUGCCAACUAUUUAAAUGAACUGAAAACACGUAUUGAGGAGGACAAGGAACUUAAAGAAAAUCUUAAUCAGUUACAAAACCUGCAUAAACCUUUGCGUCGUUGUGUUAGUGAUAAAACCUCUAAUCGGCAUCGUAAAACCUUAUCGGAUUGUACGUUGGAUAAGAAAUUACCCAUAUCACAGCAUAACACCCUAUUAGCCUCAAUGGAUUCCAAUAGUCAUUCGUCACAUCUGAAACAAUUCCAUUUAAAUAUUGAUUCCUCACAAUUAACCAAUCCCGAUUUACUAUGGCAUCGUUCUAAUAGCAAUAAUUUAAAAUUUGGUCGUGUCAACUCUUUAGGACGUUAUGAACGAGAUUUUAUCUCACCCUCAGAUGCUUUACAACACUCUUCAUUGAAAUCAAAUCACAAUUGGUCUUUAACCUUACAGGGUAAUAAAAUCAAAAAUGCUAUGCGUAAAUUGGUACAUUUACCGGAUGAUAAUGUACAAGAGGAAAUUGCCUGGCAGGUGGCUGAAAUGAUAGUUAAAGAUGUCACUAAUAUUACUAUGCGUCAAGGUGAAGAAGCAGAGCACAAACAAAAGUCUUAGUAAGUUUUUAUUUUAUGUUUUCGUUUUAAUUUAAUUAAAGGGUUGUACCUACAUAUGAAUUUUAUACUAUUUUAUGAAGUAAAAAAGCAAUAAUGAAAACGCACAUAUACACACUCAUCUACAGUGAUAAUGAAUUUACAAAGCAACAUGAAAAAAGUCAUAGUUUUUCCUUUAGUUUUAAACUAAAACUUUAAUUUAUUUUUUGAAAAUGCUUUUCAUGUAUAUUUAAUUAUAUAGUUUAAGAAUCUCAAAUAUUAUUACUUUUUAAUCCUUUUAUAAUUAUUUUCAAAUUUAAGCCUAAAGGCCUUAAUUUAUAGUUUUUACUUUACAUAUAUUUUAACAGUUUAUUAACUGUGUAAUAAUCUCUCUAUAUCUCUUUCUUUUCUAUAAUAAGCAAGCACAAUAAUUAUGGGCUUAUUUAUAUUGAGAAUAUCUUAUAAAUAUUUGUAAACAACAUAUUUGUCUCAAAAAUUUCUACAAAAAACUAAAAUAUUUUCUUGUAAUCGUAUACUCGCUUUAUGAACAAUAAUAUAUUUAACAUAAUAAUUAUUAUAUUUAUAUGCAUAUAAACUAAAUAUCACACUUUAUUUAUGCACCUUAUUAUGCUGAAAUUAUUUAAUAUCUUUGAGGCUGUAUUUGUUAUAAAACUGUUUUUUAAAUUUAAAAUAAGUUUUUAGUUUGGGGCCAAAACUAAAAUCAUCGUUAAUGUUUUAAAUAUUUUCUCUAGAUUAUUUGAAAUAGAUUUUCAAAUAAAUUGAAGUAAUUUUUACCAUGAGCUGUUAAGUAUUUACUCCUUAAUUAUACCCUUCAACUUCGAGAUAAGUUUGUCAUUCCGUUUGUAAUUUCUACAAUUUAAUUUUUCCACGAUUAAGUAGUACGUCCGUCUGUCCAUCUGUAUAUUUGUUGAAUUCAAUUUUCUGAAGACCUCCGAUAUCUUGGGGAUCCAAAACUUUAAUAGUUCUAUCAGACAUGGUUUCGAUAAGAUCGCUAUUUAAAAUCAGUAAAAUCGAUUCAUAAAUAAUGGAGAUAUGAGCAAAAAUCCGAGAUAACCUCUGAAAAUUUCUUCAAAAACUGAACAUUUUUGUGCAUGUUUUGACACAUAGAAAAAACAACAACAACAACUUAAUAUGGUAAACGUUGUUCUUGUAUUUAGUUUGCUUGUUUAUAAAAAGCCGUGUUUUGUUAUUGUUUUAAUAAAGCCAAAAUCAUCCCUGCAGAGAUGGAAAACUGUGUGUGGGAAAUUAAUCAGUGAUGGAAAAAAGUUUUAAGGGUAUUAUUUGUAACUCUAGUAUCUAAUACUACUUUUUUCGGUACUUUUUUAUUCUUUAAAAGGUACUUUUUUGAAUUUUCUUUAAUAUUGAACCUUAAACAUAAAAUUAAGCAUGUAGUGUUAAUGAGAGCAAAUAAGAGGGGACUUUUUGGUACUUUUUCGUUCUUCAAAAGGUAUUUUUUGAAUUUUCUAUAAUAUUGAACCCAGAAACAUAAAAUUUAACAUUCAAAAUCCAAAGUGAAUGAAAAUCUUUGAGAAAUGAUUUUUGAUACUUUUUCCUUCUUCAAUUGGUACUUUUUAAUUUUUUCUGCAAUAUUGAAUCUAAAAAUAUAUACGAUCCUGAAUGAACAAUAAUCUAUAAGACCGAAUUUUUGGUACUUUUUCCUUCUUCAAUUGGUACUUUUUUAAUCAUUUAGAAUAAACCUAAAACUUCAACUGGUACUUUUUGAAUAUUUUAUAAUAUUUGACGUAGAAACGCAAAAUUAAAUAGGCAGCAUAUUGAAUGAAUGGGGAGUUUCUGGUACUUUUUUCGUCAUUUGAAUAGUACUUUUGCUGAUUUUCUAAACCUAGAAACACAGAAUCAGACAUAUAUGGAAUGAAAAUUUAUAGGACUAAAAUUUGUGGUACUUUUUUGUUCUUCAACUCGUGCUUUUUGGUUCUUUUUUUAAAAAAACAUAGUUAGAAAGUGCACUCUCGGUACUUUUUCGUUUCCAUCUUUUGAUUUCUUUAAUAAAAUACGUAUGGACUGUUCUUUUUAAACACAUGCUAUGGGUAUAUAAAAUUUGGCCCGGCCAAUAUAGAACCUCCUACUUGUUUUUCUAUAUCAAUGAAAUUCGAAUAAAUUCUUUUAAUUUAAACAGUUUUAAAUGUAAACGAAUGGCUCAAAGAAAUUUUUAUGAAAUAAAAUUGUUUAAAGUUUAUAACAAACAUAAAUAUUACUUUAAAACAAUAAUUUCUAAUAUAAAAAACUACGCGAAUUUCAAUUAAUUUUAUAGCUCUCUAUAUACAUAUAAUAUAUAUUCCUAUUAUCGAAUUUUUUUUUAUUUAAUAUCUAUCUUAAUAAACAUAACCUACAUACCUAUUUAUAUCCAUAAACUAUAUUAUAAACUAAACAUAAACAUUUUUAAUUAAAUGUUAUACAAAAUCCAAGAAGAUCAUUCCCUUUAAGUACAUACAUACUUUAAAGCUUAUGAAAUCCCAGAAAACUACAAAUAUUCUAUUUAAAACUAAAUUAAAAAUACCAAUUCUCAUGACUUAAAAAUCAAUGUUUAAAUCUUCUCGAAUAUUUCACCGCAAGUUUCACAAAUUUUUUAUAAUUUCUUUAGUUAUACUUUAACAAGUACCUAUUUUUCUUAUACCAUGAAUUAAUGCACAAUUUUUUUUAUUUAAGUUUAGUAUUUUUUAUACUUUUAACAUUCCAAUACGUAUUAUAAAUAUGUUAUU
Messenger RNA from Lucilia sericata (common green bottle fly), 5182 nucleotides. RefSeq names its product A-kinase anchor protein 10, mitochondrial (gene pkaap). The transcript has 3 exons. The coding region runs from base 226 to 2469 and encodes 747 amino acids. Gene Ontology annotation, cellular component: plasma membrane. The record is from RefSeq and is a predicted model, not a curated record. Lineage: Eukaryota; Metazoa; Arthropoda; Insecta; Diptera; Calliphoridae. Gene Ontology annotation, biological process: intracellular protein localization.